Messenger RNA from Hyaloscypha bicolor E, 1746 nucleotides. RefSeq lists its product as uncharacterized. Bases 1 to 1746 code for a protein of 581 amino acids. The record is from RefSeq and is a predicted model, not a curated record. The transcript is spliced from 4 exons. Lineage: Eukaryota; Fungi; Ascomycota; Leotiomycetes; Helotiales; Hyaloscyphaceae.
AUGCUAGACCUCAUCCCCCGCGAGAUUUUGAGUGCAAUUAUUGAUCAGGUCUUACAUCUCACUGCACGCGGUUCUCUGAUCAGUCGGGUUUCCAAGAAACUCUAUGCUCUUGUUCUUCCCACCUUGUACGAGUCAAUUACAAUAACCUCUAGAGAUGAGUCUAAUUUGGAGCAAACGGAUAUUGAUAAAUUUCUACGUACUGCCAAUCGAGACUACUUCAAAACUAUGAAAAGUAUCUCGUUCCUCGCACCGAUACAAACAAACGACCAGUUUCGUUGUAUCCACUUCAAACUCCUCGAGACAGAUCGAGAGGCUCUAGAUGACAGAGAUGACUCACUUAUGUCGAAAAUUGAUAGCCUUGGGGACUUGAUGCCCCAGAUCAGGCCUCUGUUUCAAGGUUUACAAGACAACCUUCUAAGAAGCUUUCAUUGGCAUCUUGGUACUUGCAUCCCUAAGGAUAUCCUUGGCCCAGGUGGAUACUUGCCCACAAGGCAACGCGGAAUCGAAGACUUGUCCUUGAUAACAGGUGAUCCCUGCAUCCUACCGAAGAAAGAUUGGGAGUAUCAAAUAACUCUCACCGAAUUCAAGUCGCUAAAGAAAUUCUCCUGGUCUGGUGGGCUUUCGAGGGAAUACUUUACUGCCCUUCGAGAUAUGUUACGCUCUCAAUCAACCAACCUCGAAGUUCUCAAAAUUGAUCUCAUUGACUGGUGGGAUGCGCAAUGGAACUGGUGUGCUGAUGACUACGAGUUGCAACUUUGGAUCAGAGAUCACAACUUCUUCGGAGAAAGAGUGUUGGGACUUGCUCCAGGCGAAACGCCAUUGCCAUUCUCUACUCUGAAGUCCCUAUCAUUUUCCUCUGUCAAUUUCCACGAUGUGGGUCUGGAAAUAGCACAACUGUUUAAUAUAGGCAGGCUGCAUUCUCUAAACUUACGGGAUUGUCCUCAUUCUGGGUCACUGCUCAGGAAGGUAGUGGAGUCGGGCGAACCUAUAAAUCUUCGUUCCCUCGAGCUGGUAAUACAACACAACAGCAAUGAUUCAUAUCGUAAAGAAGUGGACGAAGACUGGAUUGCUCCCUUCCUCGAUUCAUUCGAAGGUCUCAGGAAACUUCAUCUUCUUGUUUUGAAUGGCAAGGGCGUUGCGACCACGCAUCGAUACUGGCCUUCCAUAUUCCACCACAAGAAAACUUUGACAAGGCUUGUCUAUCACGAGCAACGCAUUGAUUUCGAUUUGUUGGAUUGCAACACAGAUAUGGACAACGAUAAGAUUCUAGAUCUUUUUACGCAGAUGAAUCUUGCGUGUAUCGGACUCUGCCUUUCUCCUCUUAUACCGACGGUUACACUGGAGCAACUCAGCACUCUUAAAUUCCUCUGCCUUCGAACCACUUUGAACUCAGAGCUCGAACACCCUGUCGAGUCUAUCGUUGAUGAAACUAGCACCAUUUAUGCAUUUGCAACAUGGGCAUUUCAUACGUUCCCUAACCUUCUCUUUAUCGCAUUCGGCGAUUUUUCCUAUGGCCGUCGAUCUGCAUUGAAUCAAGAGAUUCUUCACAGAUACCCUUUCCCUGGUGUGGAAAGCAAUAGCGAAUCUUCUAACCUCCGGCCAGUCGAAUCUCAGAAUCAAACUCGGUUCCUCGAUGGGUUCCGGCAAUUGCAUCCCAGGGACUUUAGAUAUUCGGGCCAUCUUGAGCAAUUCCGAGAUGUGCUGGAGGCUUGCCCAGCAGAUCCUCUUUAUAGGAAAGAUUUCUAA